GUAAUCCGGUCGUUGCGGAUGGUUAUAAAGUGCAGGGUCGUUCCGCCCUGUCGUCCUGCGGUUCCGCUCCCUUGUGCCUGCACCAUAUUUGCAACGGCCUGCUUACCAUCCAAAAGUAGCGCUGUAUCUAUUUGACCGAGUGGUCGUCAUCAACUUCAUUCUGCUGCCUAGUACUACCUGGACUACCCACUACGACUAUUCGCUAGCUCUAUUUGCUGUCUAUAAUGGCCCCACGACGUGGCAACAUGGGCUGGAGGAAACCCGUGCCAAAGUACGUUCCUGAUGCCCCGCCGCCUACGCCCACCAAUUCGAGUCCGAUGACAAAGCGGCUUUCGUCUGCCGACCUCAACAAAGAAAUGCCACCGUUACCGGACGAUUGGUUCGAACAAUUAGCGGAGGCGAUCGGCCUCGACAAGCGCCACGGCUUCGUCUUUGACUGCGCUGACGAUUCACGGUGGUCCGACGAGGACACGAGCCCGUCAGAGUCGAACGAAGAUGAACGACAGACCGCGUCUGACCACACGUGCGGCCCUUAUCGUCUUUACGGUCCGCGAGCGCAGAAGGCCAACGCAGGGAGAAUGUCCUCAUUCGCUCCUAGCAUUUGCCGGAGAAGACGUUCAUUGCCUCAUAACUACCGUCCACCAACGCCUCCGCUUCCUAGAGAGCACCCCGUACGCCGCCGAGCAGCAUACUCUGCGCAGCGUUCGAACCAAAGGUCUCAUGAGCUUCCAUCCCGUGUGCAACGCAGGGCUUAUCCUCACAGGGCUCAUCCGCAUGCCAGCUCACAUGACGCCUUAUCAUCGAGAUAUCCGAGUUCUGCAACGAUAUACUUACCAGACGGUCCAGCCACUGCGGUAAAUACCGAGGAGAACCUGCAUGCUCGGCCGUGGCCGCAUACGCGGUAUGCGACAAAGUCGCGGCACGACUAUUUUAUUCGUUCAAAAUCCGGGACAUCCAGUUCAACUGGUCGACGGUGCAGACGCCACUGCGAUUCCUUCGAUGGCAUCUGGGGAGAUGUCAAAAGCUUUGGUGUUCGCAUCCGCGUCAAGAUCUCGCAUGCAUUCCGGCCAAUGCGCGUCGCAUACUAAUUGUGAUUCGAUUGCUUUCACUGGGUUUUGAGGGACACUUGGACUUUUACACUGUAUACUAUGCACGACUGUACCAUCGCGGACAUGUCCCGCAGGCACACUAUGUAAUAUGUUGUAUGCUCCAAGUUUAUAAUCCAUGACUACCUUUGCAUCCGAUACUAUACAAGCGCCUUCGAGCGAG
Messenger RNA from Laetiporus sulphureus 93-53, 1269 nucleotides. RefSeq lists its product as uncharacterized. The record is from RefSeq and is a predicted model, not a curated record. The transcript has 5 exons. Bases 225 to 1088 code for a protein of 287 amino acids. NCBI's taxonomy places the organism in Eukaryota, Fungi, Basidiomycota, Agaricomycetes, Polyporales, Laetiporaceae.